UUCCUUUCUUAGCUCAAUGGUUACCUCAUCAUCUCUUAAUUCACACACAAGCGAAUUUCCCCCAACCCCAUAUAUUUCAUUUCGAUGCAACAAAAAUAAGAAGAAGAUGUUUUAUCUGUUAUAUUUUAAUUCGACGAAUUGCUUCGUCCUGAAUUAAGGUUCUGACAGCCCAGCAACAGGGACCGACCGUUGUCAAUUCAACGUACACUCCCAUGGCGGCGUUAAACUAAUCCCAUCUAUUCCACCACCUCUACAACUUGGUGUGUUGCAUAUAUAUUUCGACGCCGGUUCAAACCCAAACUAGUUGCAGCUACCUACUGAGGGCCUAGUCGUGUUUCGACCACGUACGUAAAUUAAUAACCCUAGGUUGAAGUCUUAGUAGUUCACCGUUUUUCGUUGUGAAAUAUAUGUGUUUUCUAAAGGUGGCGAAUCCGAGCAGAGACAGAGACGACGAGCGCGCCGCCGCGGCGGGGCAAGGAAAUGAGACCGACCAAACUCAUGAACAGAGAGACCUUAUCGAAGAGUGGCUGCUAUUUGAGCCCCUGCUUUUUUCUCAGCAACAACGACGUGGUGCUGGUGGUAGUAGUGGUGGUGGUGGUGCUGGAGGAAUAUUAGCUUCGUCGUCAAUGCUGUUGCGGUUGGAUAGGGAGAGGGAGAUGUCGGCAAUGGUUUCGGCUCUGACGCAUGUGGUGACAGGAGAGGAGCAGACUAGGUUUGAUGUGGUUAACGGUUCGGAUUCGCCGGCGGGGAAUGGUUUGUGCGGUGGCGUUGGAAGUAAGAGAGAAAGAGAAGAGGAAGGAGGUGGUGGUGGACAGAACAUGUCUGAGUCGGUUUCAAGGCUUCCACAACAGGGCUCACCUUCAUCCUCCUCUGUUUUUCCAGAGAACUCGAUCACAAGAACUCGAAGGACUACUAGCACCACACCACCUGUACAAACAGCAUAUGAAUAUAGUGCACCUCAAUUAUCAGAACAACCAAUAAGGAGAAAAUACAGAGGAGUGAGGCAGAGGCCAUGGGGAAAAUGGGCGGCUGAGAUCAGAGACCCGUUCAAGGCUGCCAGAGUCUGGCUAGGCACAUUCGACACAGCAGAAGCCGCCGCGCAAGCCUACGACACAGCCGCCCUGCGCUUCCGAGGCAACAAGGCAAAACUCAACUUUCCGGAAAACGUCAGACUCCGAUCACUACCAUCAUCAGCUGCAGAAAAUCCAAUGACGACGCAACCUACAGUUUCGGGUUCUUCGAAUGCCCUCCUGUCUAUUCCUACAUCCACCGAACCUAUUGUUCACUCCCAAGCAGCUGCUUCAUUCCAACAACAACGGCCUAUGAAUCUUUAUGAUCAGAUGGUUUUGUUAUCUUCGUCUUCAUCUCCAUCAGCUACUUCUUCUUCUACACUCGCCUCCUCUGUUUCCUCUGCUUCUUCUUCGCCACCACCGCCUGCCUUUUCCUCACUUUUUAGUGCUCAGGCAACGUCACCGGUUCAGCUCAGACAACCUACCGGUGAUCAGAGUGGCGGAGCUGAUUUUUCAGUGCAGCAGCAAUGGUCAACGAGCUCCGGUCAUUACAGUACUUCCUAGAUGAUCGAUUUGAUCAUUUUUUUUUCCCGCUUCUUUCUUUUUUCCAUUAAACAUGACAUUUUUUUCGGUUGUGAAAUCCGUUCUCGUUAGUUGCUGCAUCAUUUCCUUAGCCAUACUCAUAAAUAAAAUUUUAUUUUGUAUUCUA
Molecule: messenger RNA, 1719 nt
Organism: Rosa chinensis
Lineage: Eukaryota; Viridiplantae; Streptophyta; Magnoliopsida; Rosales; Rosaceae
Product: ethylene-responsive transcription factor ERF110
Exons: 2
Coding region: 408-1574 (388 amino acids)
Biological process (GO): ethylene-activated signaling pathway; regulation of DNA-templated transcription
Molecular function (GO): DNA-binding transcription factor activity; DNA binding
Source: RefSeq, a predicted model, not a curated record